AAGCGCGCAGCAGAUCUUCUUCCGGGGAGACACGGGGCCGGAAGCAGAGGUUCCCGUUUCCGGGCACCGGGAUGAAAGGAAGGAACGCAGGUGAGAAGAGACCGGCAGGUGGGGAAACCGUGGGGUGAACGUAACCCUAACUCGGUGUGGCAGAGCCUGGAGAGAAGGCGAGGAGGCUGGAGAACCGGACGGCUGGCAGAGAGAGAAAUCGGUUACAAUGGAAUCACCAGAGGAGCCCGGAGCGUCCAUGGACGAGAACUACUUUGUGAACUACACUUUCAAAGAUCGGUCACACUCAGGCCGUGUGGUUCAAGGCAUCAUGAAACUGUGUCUGGAGGAGGAGCUCUUUGCUGAUGUCACCAUUUCCGUGGAAGGCCGGGAGUUUCAGCUCCAUCGGCUGGUCCUCUCGGCUCAGAGCUGCUUCUUCCGGUCCAUGUUCACUUCUAACCUGAAGGAGGCCCACAACCGGGUGAUUGUGUUGCAGGAUGUCAGUGAGUCUGUCUUCCAGCUCCUGGUUGAUUAUAUCUACCACGGGACUGUGAAACUUCGAGCUGAUGAGUUGCAGGAAAUUUAUGAGGUUUCAGAUAUGUAUCAGCUGACAUCUCUUUUUGAGGAAUGUUCUCGGUUUUUGGCCCGCACAGUACAAGUGGGAAACUGCCUUCAGGUGAUGUGGCUGGCAGAUCGGCACAGUGACCCUGAGCUCUACACUGCUGCCAAACACUGUGCCAAGACCCACCUAGCCCAGCUGCAGAGCACAGAGGAAUUUCUUGACUUGCCCCACCAUCUACUCACUGAUAUCGUCUCGGAUGGAGUUCCAUGUUCCCAGAACCCAACAGAGGCAAUAGAAGCCUGGAUCAAUUUUAAUAAAGAGGAAAGAGAGGCUUUUGCACAAUCACUCAGGACUAGCUUGAAGGAAAUUGGGGAAAAUGUGCACAUCUACCUGAUUGGGAAAGAAUCAUCUCGUACCCACUCCUUGGCCGUGUCCUUGCACUGUGCAGAAGAUGAUUCCAUCAGCGUAAGUGGCCAAAACAGCCUGUGCCACCAGAUCACCGCAGCCUGCAAGCAUGGUGGAGACUUGUAUGUGGUGGGAGGGUCCAUUCCACGGCGCAUGUGGAAGUGCAACAAUGCCACCGUUGACUGGGAGUGGUGUGCUCCUUUGCCACGGGAUCGGCUCCAGCACACCCUGGUGUCUGUGCCUGGGAAAGACGCCAUAUAUUCACUGGGUGGCAAGACACUGCAAGAUACCCUUUCCAAUGCAGUCAUCUAUUACCGGGUAGGUGAUAAUGUGUGGACAGAGACAACCCAACUCGAGGUGGCUGUGUCAGGGGCCGCUGGUGCCAACCUCAAUGGGAUUAUCUACUUACUAGGCGGGGAGGAAAAUGACUUGGAUUUCUUUACCAAACCUUCCAGACUCAUCCAGUGCUUUGACACAGAGACAGACAAAUGCCAUGUGAAGCCCUAUGUGCUGCCCUUUGCAGGCCACAUGCAUGCAGCUGUGCAUAAGGAUCUGGUGUUCAUCGUGGCUGAAGGGGACUCCCUGGUGUGCUACAAUCCCCUGCUAGACAGCUUCACCCGGCUUUGCCUUCCCGAGGCCUGGAGCUCUGCCCCAUCCCUCUGGAAGAUUGCCAGCUGCAACGGGAGCAUCUAUGUCUUCCGAGACCGAUAUAAAAAGGGGGAUGCCAACACCUACAAGCUUGACCCUGCCACUUCAGCUGUCACUGUCACAAGAGGCAUUAAGCUGCUGCUUACCAGUUUGCAGUUUGUGUUGGCCUAAGGCUGGGGGGAGGGUAGGGAAGAACAGCUGACUCCUGUGCCCUCCCCAUCCAAACUUGGAGUUCCCUGGGCCCCAAUUCAGAGUGAUGCGUUACUUUUUGGUUCGUGUUAGAAAGGCAGCACACCUCAGCCCUUCCCGGAACCUGCAGGUUUUCUGGGGCUUUUUAGACUGCUGCUGCUCAGCUGGCUGCUUCCGCUGAGAGCAGGCCAGCCCGUUCGCUGCCAUCCCCUGGUAAUCCUGUGCCUCACUGCAGAUUGCUUAGACCAGACCCUAGGCACAGCCUCUCCUCUUGACUGAUCAGUGUCAAACAGAAGCAUCCCUGAUCCCAGGGAAGACAGAAAGAUGCCCAGUUGUACUUUUUUUUCUAUUGCCUUCAAAGGGGCUAGUUGAUAAUUUUUCCACAGAGAAUUAGGUGUUAGAGUUUUCCUUCAGGCUUUGGUUGAGAGAAUGUACUAAGCUGAAGGGUACUUCACCAGCAAAAGUCAACUCUAGAAUUCAAGACGUUCCUUCUACUGUUUUCUCAUCUAUCUGACGACAUGUAACUUUGGUUUUAUUUUUGGCUUAUUCCAAGGUGUAAGCCAGAAAGUAAAAAGGGUUAUUUCUGAUUAAUAGCAGAAGCUUUUUUCAAACUCUAAUAUAUAAAGUCUCUGCUCUUUUAGAAACUCCAAGCUAAGUCAAAAGCUAAGAACUAUUCAUAGAAAUAAAAGUUUUUGAAGGGA
Messenger RNA from Carlito syrichta (Philippine tarsier), 2493 nucleotides. RefSeq names its product kelch repeat and BTB domain containing 4 (gene KBTBD4). The record is from RefSeq and is a predicted model, not a curated record. The transcript is spliced from 4 exons. Bases 218 to 1774 code for a protein of 518 amino acids. Gene Ontology annotation, molecular function: protein binding. Lineage: Eukaryota; Metazoa; Chordata; Mammalia; Primates; Tarsiidae.